Molecule: messenger RNA, 4225 nt
Organism: Girardinichthys multiradiatus
Lineage: Eukaryota; Metazoa; Chordata; Actinopteri; Cyprinodontiformes; Goodeidae
Product: claudin-20
Exons: 1
Coding region: 1-729 (242 amino acids)
Biological process (GO): bicellular tight junction assembly; cell adhesion
Cellular component (GO): plasma membrane; bicellular tight junction
Molecular function (GO): structural molecule activity
Source: RefSeq, a predicted model, not a curated record
AUGGCAUCCACGGGCAUGCAGAUAUUUGGAUUUGUCCUGGCGCUGUUGGGCAUCAUGGGUGCCAUGGUGGCCACCCUGCUGCCCAACUGGAAAGUCAGCGCGGACGUGGGCUCCAACAUCAUCACGGCAAUCUCGCAGAUGCAGGGGCUGUGGAUGGACUGCACCUGGUAUAGCACCGGCAUGUUCAGCUGCACGCUCAAGUAUUCGGUGCUUUCACUUCCUGCAUACUUGCAGACUGCUCGCACCACCAUGGUGCUCUGCUGCGUGCUGGCUGCCAUGGGCCUCUGCCUUGCUUCUCUGGGACUGAAAUGCACACGCUGGGGAGGUGGACGGCGCUCCAAGCGACACGCCGCCAUAGCCAGCGGGGGGUGCUUUGUCACUGCUGGCUUUCUUUGUCUGGUGCCUGCUUCUUGGUUUACAAAGGAGGUCAUCACAAACUUCUUGGACUCCAGCGUGCCCGAGAGCAAUAAGUUUGAGCCUGGGGGUGCCGUGUAUGUGGCCUUUGUUUCAGCAGGUUUUCUUUUUGUGGGGGGGUCCAUAUUCUGCAUGUCCUGCCCGGGGAAGAGGCACGGCCCUCAGGACCUGGUUCUGCUUCCUCCGCCGGACAAACUGCUGCUCCAGCAGCAGCAACAGCAGCUGCUCCAGCAACAGCAGGAGCUCCAGCACCAGUACUGCUCUCUGUCCCCCUUAGACAACAAGACUGGCUACAGCCUGCAGGAUUACGUGUAAUAAAGCAGCAGCUGUAGGGAGCCAAGCCUGAGGAAGAAAACGUCACACUUAAUGCUGAACAUUGGGCUUUACUCCAAACUGAAGUGGAAAAGCAAUAAGAGGAGGGCAACAACUUUGAAUUCAUUUCUGGCUCCUUUUAGUCUGUUUUGCAAGCACAAGUGGUGGAGGUAUUCCCUGUGCAGCGCCUUUGAAAGAAACAGCGCAAAUGUGUAAGGAGGCAGGAUUCGUGCUGCAGAACUGAAGGAAGCUCCCAACUAAAUGCAGAUUCUUCAUCAGUAAAUCACAGAAAAAGCUCUCCGGGGAAUGGAUUACGCAAAUAAGGAAGCCGUUGGUGAAGAUUUCCCCCCUCCUCACCAAAGCUUUGAAUAGAAAGAAAAUAAGCAAUCGUUUAGCUGCUAUUUACAAUCGUUCAUAUCGAUAGCCCCCUCCCUUCCCAUAUUUGACUAAAUAGGCAAUAUAAAACAGAGAGCAGAAAGUAAAACCUCUUCCAUAGUAAGCCAUUUUUUUUUUUGCCAUACAUAUCUGCUAGAAUGCAACCUUGAAUUGAUUGAAAUUUAAAAAAGGUGAUAUUUGUGUUAGCUUCUAAAAGGAUGUUGAUAUUUUUGCCUCUAAAGCAUGCCGUGUGGAGCCUGUCUGCAUAUUAGUAGAUUGGAAUGCCUGGUAGAACGACUGAACCACACAUUGCCUGUGCCUGAAAACAAAGCUGUAGAAACAUUAACCCUGCUGGAAGUUUUCAAAGAGGACUGUCAGGAGGAAAGGAAGUGGGGCUGCUGGGCUGCAUCUAACAAAGAAGACAUGGGCAACCAAACAGAUGCCCGCGUUUCACUCUGCAGGUGGAAAUAUGAGAGAAAGGGAGAGAAAUUUUGCAGGAAAGACAUUCACCGCUUCAGCAGAGUGGACGUUUUCAUAUUCUCAUACAGACACAAUCAACCUGUGUGUAAGCUGCAACCUUCCCCAUCAAAAAUCCAUUGAAGACAUUUACACCCACACCAGUAAACAUUCAGAGGCUUCUCGCAUGUGCUUUUCACUCUCGUCGACCGCCUCUUCACUGCCAUGGAGACAGAAUUCCCAUUUAAAUAUCUUUAUUAUCCGUCAGUCACAGAAGUUCUUUCAGAAGGGGCAUCCUAUUAUGCCGUCAAGCCCCCUGCUUACAGUUUCUUCAGAUGCAUCUCUGGUUAAAGCUUUUAAAAGACGUUCUUCUCUGCAACCAUUUUUUACAAUGUCCUCAUUGAAGCAGACAUUUAAUGGUUCAGCAUUGCAGGGGGAUGUUUGAAAACGAGAACGGGAGGCUCCUUGGGUCAAGUGGAUAGCUGUGUGGCAGACGACUAAAAAAGGUUUGAGUCAUUCCGCAUAUGUGACUUGUUUUCCAAGUGCGUCAGCAGCAGUGCGCAUAUGUUACCAGUUUCACCUGCAGAAGCUCUCCGUCUUAAGUUGCGUCCACUUCAUUAUCCCACUAGCCACACCAUUCCUUGUGUCCCACCAGUCGCUCCUAUUCUUUUCUCUCUCCAACUCGUUCACCCUGGCCUGUUUGUGUCAGCUGUCACAUGGAUGUGAUCCCUGACCGGAGAACGCUGAUGCAUGCUGAAAGCGUGUCCUCCUCAAAUGCACAUCCACACCAGGCACAAAUAAACAGAACUCUUCUUCCCCACCCACACCUGCCUAAUCAUGUGUCAGUUGCAGGGCUACGCUUUCAUGGUUAUAUUACAGGGAGAGUCUUCACUUUGACUUGGAGGGGAGGAAUAUUGUGUUUGUGCAUGAAGCAGGCAGGGAUGUAUAGAACUGCACAUUCUCUCCUUUUCUCUCAUAAACAUGCAGCUUCCUGGGGGAGAGCAGAUGGCUGAGCCCAGCCUGCCACCUGCAGGCAGCUGCCAGCACACCACAGGCACCUCAGUGGGCACCGCUGGCAACCAUGGCAGCCCCGUAGGGCCAAAAGUGGCACGACUCAGAACUGCCCACCUGACAGUAACCCACUGCCCAGGCACCACAGCUGAUAAAUGCAAUACAACUAGUAAAGAAUGUGCCAUGUCAUCAGCUAAUACUGACACGUUAUGUGUUUGAGAAUGUGCCAAAUUGUCUCAUAAUGACGAAUUUUAAUAUUAUCUGGAGUUUUUCUGUUUAUUUUUCUAUGAAUUUUACAUUUGAAAAUAUAUGAUUUGGGAUUUGUUCUGCCAGAAUAGAUGCUUGUGUACAGUCAUUUGCAGCUUUCGAGGGUUAUUUUAAAUCCUCCUUAUUCCUCAUUCCCCUCAAAGCACAGCAAGACUCCACAGAGUCUGAGCCAUUAAUGACUACAGUGCCGUGUAAAAGUAUUCCCUUUAACCCCUUUAUCUACAACCACAAACUUCUAUGUAUUCUAUUGAAAUUGUAUUUGAUAGACGAUCGUAGCAAUAUCACAACUGCAUAGAACAGCUGAGAUGCAAUAUUUCUGUAGCUACCGUAAUUGAUAUUGUCAAUGUAGUAUUCAGUAAUAGUAGCACACUUGCAUCUUUUCCUGUUUUUGUGAAGCCCUACUGAGCCUUAACCAGUAAAGCAGCCAAGAGGCCAAUGGUAACUCGGAGGAGCUGCAGAGACCCCCAGCUCAGGUGGGAGAAUCUAUGGAGAGGGAAAAUAUAAAUCAUCCAUUACACAAAGCUUUAUCUAUAGUGGCCUGAAGGAAACCAUUAGCAAACCAGUUUGUAGUGUGUAAGCCAUUGAUACAUUUUUAUAUGGAAACCAUUUUUCUUCAGAAUGAUGUACCACUUCAUGUUAGUUUAUUACAAGAUUAAAUGCAUGGAAGUUUCUGGUGUGAUGGGAUUAAAAAACGGGAAAGACUUCAUGGGGUAUAUGAUUACAUUUUCAAGGCACUCCUAGUGUUGGACUUUAAAAACGUAUUGAUAUCAGGAAAUCUGGUCUGUGACAACUGUACACAAGUGUCUGAUUUUAAGGAUUGUGUUCCUUGUUUGUUUGGAGGACUCAUCCUUCAGAUUGUUUCAGUGUAAGAUAAAACACCAUGGCCAUGCCAUAUCUUCUUUAUAAGAAGACUACUCAGUGCACUUUUAAUUUGUUUUACUAUUUGACAGCAGUUUGGUUCAAAUAAACGAGUAUUCCAGGCUCUCUGGACCAGUAUGAACACAUAACACAAGAGUGGGCACUCUGGACAAAUAAAAGUGAGCAAUUUCCGUCUGAUGGGAUUCAGCAGGGAAAUACCAGCUAGAGAUUUCUCUCCUUUUAGUGGCUGUGCAGCUUAAUCAUCAGCACGCAAUUUUAUUUGCUUAUAAAUGGCCAGAGUGCAACGUGACUAGGUCCUUAAAGUCUACAGUUAUAACUCCUGCGUAAACUGUACAGAGAAGUUGGAUUUAUUUGAUAACCGCAGCUUAUUUUUGUGAAUGCUUUAGCACUUCUUACGUUGCCACAGCAUAUUUGUGAUGAUGAGCAGUUCACAAGUUCUGAUACAGUUGUCUCAAUGUGCUUGUGCAAGUAGUUCUAUUUUUUACCAAUAAAACUAUUUUGUGAAAGCUUA